CUCCUCAACAAUUUACAUUAAACUUGGCACAGUCAGUUCUUUAACUUCAGCUUUUCCCACGCUAAACAACGCAACCAAAUGUGAGAAAAUUUGCAUGGGUCAGAUUGCAACAGUGGCUGCUUUGAUAGUGAAAAGGCUGUCGGACAAACACUCGGAGCGGGUCUUCUUCAGCAAUAAGAAACAGUCCAGGGAAUGGACGCUCCUCAACAGCAUUUCCUGGACGAAGGAGAGCGACGACUUUGGCACGCUUACAUUUGUGGGAUACACCUUUAUUGCCGCAGUGCUACUGCUCACGAGGAUAAUCGAUCAAACCUCUAACUAUGGCACCUGUGAAAUAGUUCUCUUGACUUGUGGCGUUUUGUUUUUUACAAUAGAGGGCCUGCUCAUAUUCUUCACUGUGGAGCAACUGCCGCAGGACCUCUUAGUUUACGCCUACUCGCUGGGAGGGCUCUGCUUUAUCUGCGCUGCCUUGUUUACCCUGGACCUGUUGCUCUUCAAGAAUUUGCUGAAACUAAAGAAUUCCACGGCGCAGACGGAUCAAUUGAAGGACUCAUCAACAGUUGCCCUGAAAGUGUACACCGUAUCGCAGGAGCCUAAGAAACCCAGUUGCUGCAGUAAUAGUUCUUCCACCCAGAUGGUGAAUGAAACUGAUAGGAAAUACUUGCGAACAGAUUUAUAGGUUUGCUUUCAUAAGAUUCCUUCUUCUAUAUUUAUUUUAUAUUGAAAAACAUUAAUUUACAUAUCUGCAUGGCUCACAUUACCUUUAUUGCCGUUAAUUUUUGCGAAUGUAGAGUGAAACAAAAUAUGCAUCUUAAGAUCGUGCUGUUAAAAACAACUAAUUGGAAUUUGUAUGCUUAAUAAAUUUGUUUUUGUUUGACAUUAAUAAACGCUAGAAGCGGCUCCAACUAAUCCACAGAA
Messenger RNA from Drosophila kikkawai, 918 nucleotides. RefSeq lists its product as uncharacterized. NCBI's taxonomy places the organism in Eukaryota, Metazoa, Arthropoda, Insecta, Diptera, Drosophilidae. The record is from RefSeq and is a predicted model, not a curated record.